UUUUUUCCGUGUAUAGUGUAGUAGUAGUUCGUUUUUUUUUUUUUUUUUGAUGUAGUAUUUAGUAUACAAAUAAAUGUUUUUGUUUUGGUGAUUAACUAGUAAUAUUCUUACAUGUAUAGCAAGAAAACAAUUUCAAUAUGAAAAAAGACGUGAAAAAAAGUUCGUACUACGUGUGGUUCCUCGGAGCUCAGGAAUGCAAAAAUGUGAGAGAUGUAGAAAGCAUCAUUCCUGUUAUAUCAACAUUGGCAGAAAGGGAAAAGAAAGUCACUCCUUAUAAGUUUACACUUCAAGUUAGUCACAGAGGAUUAAAAAUAGUCCAUAAUGUCUCUGCUUUGACAUCGUUGCCCGGAGGUAAAAGUUCGAAAAGUGAUUUAGUAAAACACCUGAUCCCUGAUCACGCAAUCACUUGUGUUCAUCAAGAUGAAGACCUCGUAGCUGUGAUUCUACUCCUUUACAACCCCGUUACCAAAUGGCCCGUACAUGUGCAUGUUUACCGAUGUGAUUCUAUAGAAACAGCAACUUUACUUUCCGGACAGUUGCAAAUGCUCAUUGACCGACCUGAAAACAAAAAGAAACUUAAUGAGAUAGAGUUAAGACUGAUGAAAACCGAACCACUGAGUAAUAGAAAUGAAAGGAAAAGAGAAUCGCCUCUGUCAUCAUCGUCCGAAAGUGGAGUUCCGGGAGCGGGGAAUAUGACAACCCUGUACGAUUCUCUAGCGGCUGAAUUGAAAAAAAAAUUGGGCACGGGAGGAAAGACUGGUGGAGCCCCGAUAUUGUUGCCACCUAGGGACUACGACACUGUACACAGACAUAGAGGCAAUUUGAACGGUAUUGAUUUCAGACGAUGUAUGAGCUCUAAUAUUGUUGGUGUAAACGGGACAAAACAAGAAUUCCGGAGAUCCGGUACGAAAAUGGGAUCUAGCGGUGGAUCUAGUGGCAUUGGGUCAGAUCACGCACCCAGUCCAGAACAAUAUGAACCAGAAAACAGAUAUGCAGAUAAUAAUUCUUCUUCAGAUGAUGACUGGAAUACAAAUCCAUUAGAAGAACCUUUGUUUGUAAAAUCAAUGAAUGAUCAUCCACUACCCAGAAUACGGAGACAAGAUAGUGGCGUGGACAGCAGCAGUAGUCCAGUGACCUCUCCAGAAAAAGAUUAUUAUGGAAAAACAGAGCAUAUAAAUCCAUCCAAUUUUAAGCGUCAAAACCAAAACAUUGCACCAAACCUUAGAGAAAAAUAUUCAGAUCGUAAUGUCGCAUUAGUCCAACCGAGACCGAGAAACUGUGAAAUGACCAAAACCUCUAUAACACCCACAACAUCAGAAUUCAGACGAAAACCCGUGGAAAUUCGUCAGAGAACUCCAUCUCCAAAUGAUUCUAUAAUCAAUGAAUCUCCCCGAGAACGAUUCAAGGAUGCUAAAGAAAAGUUCCUUAUGCUAGAAAAAGAACGGAUCGAUGAGCAACGGUCUGCUCUAAAAAAAUGUUUAGAACGCCAAAGAAAAGAAAACGCUAUGCCCAUGAUAAGAGCAGCAGUCAGAGACUCGAGUGAUUGGUCAAAAGAACACGGUUCUGAUGAUGAAAUUGACAGUAAUCGGUAUAAUAAUGAUGAUUUUGAUGAUAAAAGAUUGAAAAAUAUUAAAAGAACAAACCGAUCGAGAGAAAGUUUAGAUUAUCACAAUGCUGGUUAUUCAAAACCUACUUCCUCCAAUAGAAGAUCCAGGAACUUGCAGAACGAACACGAUGAGCCGCGGCCGGCGCCCAGGAGCUACUCGACAGAGGAUUAUGUGGACCACAAACCGAGACGGUCUCCGCUGGGAGACCGGUACAAAAGCCCACAACGCCGGACGGUAACGGAAGCGGCGCCCAGGGCCGCGCCGAGACGGAACCAUUUCGGCGACUCGCAGCCGUCACAGCCACGACCCACGUCGUCGACGUCGUCGUCGUCACGCGCCAACGAUUACAAACGACGUUCAGCGGCGUACGCGUACGAGGACUGCAGCGGCGACGGCGGCUGUUGUCCGCCAAGCUACGGCGGCUGCAGACACGACGCGUCGCCGGACGGCCGGACCGCGGACGAGGACGGCCUGUCGUCGCCGCCACCGUUGGCCAGCCGUGAGUACAAGCGCCGGUCGGCGGCGUACGCUUACGAGGAUCAUCAUCAGCAGGAAUUCGGCGCCGGCGGUUACGGCAGACCGCGGGACAUGAUGGUGGUGGCCGACAAGCGGGCCGCGGUGCACGAGGAUACCGUGGCCGCGCCCGUUUCGCCCAGGUACAGACACAGCUACGCGGAGGCCUACCACAGGCACAACCACAACCACAACCACAACCACAACCACCAUCACCAGCACCAGCACCACCAGCAGUAUGCGCCGCAGCCGCCGCCGCCGUCGUCGCAGGACCCGGUGUACCGUCACAACGGUUCGUUACAGCCGUCCGGCCGUAUCGGUAUCGCGGCGAUACAUCCUUACUGAUAUUGUGUACAUCGACGUACGUCCAGCAGACACACUCGCACGUGUUUACACAUGAUAACACACCACCACCCCUCCCAACCCACCACGGUCCCGUGAUCACAGUAUAUCAUAUAAAUUUAUUACUGCGGGAAUCGGACUUUCCGAAAUUAUAAUACUGUUCGUUUGUACGCGUGUAUCACGUUGCCGUAUUUCGAUGGUGUGUCUUCUGUUCUAUAUAUUUUUUUCUCUACCAAUAUUUUCUGUUAACACCACGUGCCUUUGUUCUGCUGCGUACACACACGUUUACGGUGGUCGAAAAAACUUUUCAAAAAUAAUUUUCGUAACGUAAACAUACACGCGCUGCGUCUAACCCCACGGCCAACACGACGGUCGUAGGAUUUUUCACGUAUUUAUAGGCAUUUUCAUUGCGUUAUACCGUAGUGGUACGAAUAACUUUGCUCAGUUACAUUUUAAACGCGUUCGAACGCGACGGACCUAAUACGUAACAGGUGCGUGUGCUCACACAUAAUAAUGUAUUAUUAUCGAUUGUUAAGUAUCCGGUUCGUUGCAUGCGCUCAUAAUUUCAUCACUCGAGACAUUCAAAGCACUCACAGCUCCCGUGCGUUACCUCCGUUUUUCGGAAUCUCCACACAAUAAUCGCGUAUCUGCGUUGUGAUUACAUAUUUUACACGUAAACACAGCAAAAAACGCGUAAAUCAAAUCAAAAAUAAAUAAAUAAAUGUUUAAUGAGAUGUUGUGGUUCUGCCGAUUUAAAUAAUGCUCUAGCGUGCGUGCAACGAGGUUCGGUGCGCGACAAAUUUCGCCACAAUUUCCGACGUUCGUAAACGGAGAGUGGUCAAGACACGGAAGAAACUGUACAUAAUUUACCUGUAGCAUAUUUACCUAUUGUUUGUGAAAUUAACACAAUCUUUUGACUGUAUCUGUCUUUACAAUUUUUUUUUUCUCUUACAAAGAAAACAUAUUUUUAUUUUGCGUUAAA
Sipha flava (yellow sugarcane aphid) is the source of this 3444-nucleotide messenger RNA. RefSeq lists its product as uncharacterized. The transcript has 3 exons. The record is from RefSeq and is a predicted model, not a curated record. Bases 138 to 2465 code for a protein of 775 amino acids. Lineage: Eukaryota; Metazoa; Arthropoda; Insecta; Hemiptera; Aphididae.